UUUCAUGGUGCGUGUUAUUUUUAAAAAGUGUUUCAAAUUGCAUUAAAAAGCCUCUUUCUUUAAAUGGAAUAAUUUAAUUUCCACACAAUGCCUUUACUUUUCCAAGGUCUUUAAUCGCUUUAACUUUUGACCCGAAUAAAUUAUUUUUUGUUCAGUUUGAAAAGACAUUUGAAGAAAUUUAGUGUAGCUAAAGUAUUACAAGUUGAAUUGCAUUGUAAUCUCACAAUUAAUUAUGAUAUAAAAGGGUUUUAAUGGAACGUAAAAGAAGACCUAAUAAAAUUGUCUAUGCUAAUGGGAAUGCCUUUCACACUCGUAGGAUCAGUGCAAGGGCCAAUACAAGAUACUUACGAUGCACAUUUUACAAUAAAACAGGGUGUAAAGCGUCUGCUAAAAUGCCACUGAAUGAUACAAAUGGAGAAAUUAUAUUAAUGUAUGACAAGCAUAAUCAUAAUUUAGAUUUAAAGAGCGAGUUCAAGAGGGCCUUAAGAGCAGAGGUUUGUAAAGGCUUUGGGUCAUACAAAGAUAUUUAUGAAGACGUGUCACUGAGAUUUCCGGGAGCUGCACAACUUUGUCCUUAUGAAUCGAUUAAAACCGCUUUGUAUCGUUGGAAACAAAUUUCGUUAAUGAAAAAAGGUCCUAAUAAUAAAAAUACAACAGUGAUACCUGAAAAUAGUGCUAAACCUACAAAAGCAAGCUUUUCUGAUAAAAUAAACUUAGAAAUUGCAGAAAUGUGUAGCGACACUUGGAACGAAGACAAUAUAGCGGCACUAUCAAUAUCUGAACUUACAAAUCUUUGUGAAUCGACAAGUCUAGAUUAUUCAAUUGCAGAUCUAACUGAUAACACUAUACCAUCGCAAACAGAAGUUGUAGAUCAAAGCGUAAAUAGUAAAAAAAGAGAUAUUGCACUAAUCACAGACGAAAAUCAGAAUAUUCAGGACCUUUUGGCAACUACAGACGAUCUUAAAAAGCAGAUUGAAGACUUGAGAGACAACAUAAUAACUCUUACCAACCAGAUAGCAGAAGAACGUUCCGAGAGAUUAAUAUUACAAAAUACAAUUGAAAAAUUUGUUGGGGGUGUUGGAGACGAUAUAAGAGAUGAUAUACUAGCAGCAGAUAUAUUUUUUCAGUGAUUUUCGGAGUAAACAAAACCACCACACCUCAUCAUAAGAAGUUGAAAUAGCAAGAAACUCCUGUCCAUUUUGUCAUUCAUUUAAUAUUAAUUUUUGAUAAACCAAAGUUUUAUACAGGUUUUUCUUUUAGUUAUAUUAA
Molecule: messenger RNA, 1269 nt
Organism: Agrilus planipennis (emerald ash borer)
Lineage: Eukaryota; Metazoa; Arthropoda; Insecta; Coleoptera; Buprestidae
Exons: 3
Coding region: 252-1130 (292 amino acids)
Source: RefSeq, a predicted model, not a curated record